AUGUCAGAUACAGAAGACACAAAAACCGAUCCAGAACAGAUAACAAGCCUCAUAAAUAGCAAAAGCAUCACAGUUGCAUUCAAGUUGAAUGGAAGAAACUACCCCCUUUGCUCUCGAUUGAUCAAAGUUAAGAUUGGAGGCCGAGGAGCCUACUCAUACAUCAGGAACGAGCCCCCGGAACCAGGAAGCAAAGGGUUCGAUGUGUGGGAGGAAAACGAAUUGGUGGUGUUCUCGUGGAUCGUUGACAACAUCGAGAAAGAUAUAAUUGCCGACUUCGCACACCAUCUGACUGCCAAAGCACUAUGGGACAGCCUUGCUGUGACCUUCGAAAACAAGGCCGACAAAUACCACAUCUACGACCUGGAAGAAAAGGCGAUAAACAUCAAACAAGGAAACCUCGAUCUGGAAACUUACUACCGGAGAAUCCACGGAUUAUGGAUAAACAUUGACAGAAGCCAGAAGCAGCCGAUUAGCUGUUGUGAUAAGGGAAUCGAUCAAUUUCGAACACACUCGAAUGAGAAACGAUUGAUUAAAUUUCUGACCGGAUUGAAUCAGGAGUACGAUUCGAUUCGGAGGGACAUCUUGAAGGAAGAACCGACCCCAUCAGUGGAGGCACCCUACGGAUGGGUGAAGACGGAGGCGGCUCGACGUCGAAUCAUGCCACCGGCAUCGCCCUCACCCACCGGAGAAGCCAACGGCAACAAUGCCGAUUCGUCAUUUGGGGGUGAAAUCGGACUUGGACUCGCGGCAAUCGGACAGAGCUCCGCCACCCAGAACCAGCGACCACCGUACCGCGACGCUCCACCGCGCCCCUCCGCCGCCAGCCUAACGGGAAAUCAACGCCCCGACACCUAA
This is a messenger RNA of Salvia hispanica, 855 nucleotides long. The record is from RefSeq and is a predicted model, not a curated record. Lineage: Eukaryota; Viridiplantae; Streptophyta; Magnoliopsida; Lamiales; Lamiaceae.